GUAAAGAGAUUUGACAUUCCAUUGCGCCAUUAAAGACCAUACCUUUUCUUAGAGAAAACUAUAUUUGAUUACACUGCCUGUUUUGUUUUUCACAAGAACAGGAAGGAGUCAUUGGAUUUCUAGUUGCGCGUUAACUUGAGUUUAUUAUAAUUCAGAGAAACCGAAAGUAGACCUUUCAAACGGAAACCAAUCCUGUGCUGUAAAGUAAAAUACCUUUUGUUUAUCAGAAAGGCGAACAGCAAGACCAGGCAGCAGCAAUAUCCUGAUUUCAAUUUAAAGCAGGAAAGCGAUGUCGCUAAAGAAUAAAACAAACAAGGGAUUCAGAAAACUACCAGAAGUACCAGCACAAACGCAGUCUGAGCCGGAACAAGGUGGUCCUGCAGAUAAGAGCAAAGACAAACAUGAUCAGAAACGUCAAAAACUUGGAAAUCCUGAUAACACACUUGCGAAAGACCUCAAUGAUGGAAGACGCAGACCGCAGAUGUUUGAUGACACAAGCGAUGGCACUCAACCUCGGGAAGCAAGCGGCGGUGUUCAACAGCAGGCCAUGAUGCAAAAGCAGCGCGCAGCUGAAGCGAGCAAACAAAUGUUGUACGGUGUAUACGGAAAUUUCGUUUCAAUACUGGAAGAGUACGAGGCGAGAACGCAAAAGACAAAAGCUGCAAGAUCGAAAAUUGCUUUGCCUGACCAAUCCAAAAAGUCUGUGGAUGACGUACAAAGCAUCGUGAAGACGCAACUGCUGCUCUUUGAAACCCAGCAACGGGCAUGUCCAAAGGAAGUCAGUCAGAGCCUAAACAAAGAACUAAGGCAGAAGACACUUCAUUGGGCUGCCGUCCGGGAGGAGAAACAUAUGAAACAAACUGACACUGACAAAUACAUUUGCCAAUUGUACGAAGUUUUGGUAAAGGGUAAAACAAAGCACGAGAUUUUCGAGAAACCGAGCAAGCCUGUCUCAGCCGCGACAAUCAAGAAAAACGUAAAGCACAUCUUCAAAGGAAAAAAUGACGCCAUGGAGAUUGACCAACAAUUUAAACAAGACGACAAGAAGAAGGCGACAAGCCCUGAAACCCGCCGGUCUGAACUGGACGAUGCCUACGAAAAAGGUGCAAAACGGAUGGCAGUAACCAGACACGACCUUAAAGGGGAUCUUGACGAUGACGUUAAGGAAUUUCUAGCCGAUGGUUUCGAAAAUAAUCGUUAAAAUAGUAUAGCCUUGUUAUUUAAAAGCCUGUAUUAAAAUGUUAAUCACAAGCAAGGUUUUAAUUAUAUUUAUAUGUGUGUGUAUUGAACGAAUGAUGAAUUUUGAAAUAUUUUCACAUGUUUUGCGUGUGCUCAGGCAACAAUAUUGGAAUAUGUUCAUAAUCGCCUAAUGUAAUGAUAUAUUGUGAAAUUCCUUUUUUUUUCGUUUAAUAAUGAAGACAAUUGCUUUUUGUGUUUUUACUAAUGCUAAAAUUGACGUUUGCCUUAUAUUUAAACUAAGGCUAUGUUGUAAGUCACAUUUUAUUAUUACAUACGUUUUUAUGACAUUAAUCACCUAUUGUAAUUUUUAUUUGAUUAUCGAAGUCUAUGUUUAUAAUAUUUUAUGUGCAUUAAAAUAUGGUCGUGUA
Messenger RNA from Dreissena polymorpha, 1607 nucleotides. RefSeq lists its product as uncharacterized. NCBI's taxonomy places the organism in Eukaryota, Metazoa, Mollusca, Bivalvia, Myida, Dreissenidae. The coding region runs from base 290 to 1201 and encodes 303 amino acids. The transcript is spliced from 6 exons. The record is from RefSeq and is a predicted model, not a curated record.